Pseudonaja textilis is the source of this 2437-nucleotide messenger RNA. RefSeq names its product high mobility group nucleosomal binding domain 3 (gene HMGN3). The record is from RefSeq and is a predicted model, not a curated record. Gene Ontology annotation, cellular component: chromatin; nucleus. Gene Ontology annotation, molecular function: nucleosomal DNA binding. NCBI's taxonomy places the organism in Eukaryota, Metazoa, Chordata, Lepidosauria, Squamata, Elapidae. Gene Ontology annotation, biological process: chromatin organization.
UGCUCUCCCAUCGAAGCGGUGGGCGCUGAGCGGCGUCGCCAGGCGGAGGCCGCCUUUGCUUCAGCUGUUGCCCGGGGAGGGGUCAACCCAGCGGCAAGGCUGCCCUGCCAGCUCUGGUGAUCGCGGGAGGCGGGCAAUUAAUUUCCCGGAGGCUGCCAAGAGCGAUCCGGGGCUGCUGGUGCAGCGACGAGCACAGCCCGUGGCUUCUUCCUCGCUUGGGCUUUCAGCCGCCUGCAGGAGGGAACACCAUGCCGAAGAGAAAGUCCCCAGAGGGUGCUGAAGCCAAGGAUGCAGCAAAAAUAACAAAACAAGAGCCAACAAGACGAUCUGCAAGAUUAUCAGCUAAACCUUCUCCACCAAAACCUGAGUCUAAACCGAGGAAAAGCGCUAAGAAGGAACCUGGAACAAAGGCUAAUAAAGGUUCUAAAGGGAAGAAGGAUGAAAAACAGGACGCUGCAAAGGAAGGUACUACACCAUCUGAAAAUGGUGAAAGUAAAGCUGAAGAGGUACUUUAUAUAUCCUGCUGAUUCAGUCAGUGUUUUACAAUUCAGUUUCUGAGCUGUUGAAAGCAUGUUCAUAAUACUUUUUUUGUUGCCCCCGCAAUGUUAUUACAGAUUCUCAUCUCUCGCUCAGCUGUUAGUGUUUCAACAUCCAGAGGUAUCCCACCCAGCACAUGUCAGUAAAAGGGCAGAUUGAAACAGUGAAAUUUUUAAGGGUACAGUAGAGCAAUCUGAAUAUGCAGUGAAUAGGAGCAGGUAGUAGUGUGGUGCUUUUCAUUGUGAACAAUGGAAGCUAGCAGGUAAGGUUUCUAUGGCUUUUACAAACCAGGAACCUGUAAAUGUAAGAAUAUUUAUAGUUGUCCUGUCUAUAAUACAAUAGUUGUAAAAUAACCUGUUUCGUCUGCUUCAAACCUUUGUAGCCAAAGAAACAUGGCGAGUGCUGAAAAGUUGUUUAGAGAAGAUGAAGUAGGGUUAGUCUUUCUUUAUAAAAGGCAGACUGGCAUAACAUUUUCCCUUUUCCCUUUUACAGGCACAGAAUUGAAUCAGUAGAUGACAGGUGCAUAUGAACUGACAUGAACAUUUGAGGAUGUUUUUAUGUACCUCUUGACAACUUUUAAAAGAUAUUUUUAUCAAGGAUUUUGUAAAUGCUAAUUUUUUAGGACUUACAAUAAGUUGAUAAACUAUAUAUGAACACUUCUUCCUUCUGUAUCAGUACUUCUAGAAAUUCCCAACGUUGUCAAGUUAAGGGGAAAAAAAGCAUCAUUAACACAACUUUUGGAAAACAAAAGUAUUUAUAAAAUUGAACAAGCAUUCCAUAUAUUUGCUUUUCAGAGGUGUAAGUCUUGGUGCAUAUAGUGACGUUUUUACUAUGGGUGUUAGAUAUUUUUUUGCCAUUUUCCCCCUAGAGCAAUAAUCUGUGGUGCUUUUGUAAUUAAGGAUUAAGUGUUUUUAAUGAAACAUGUAUACAUUUGGCUACCUGCUGCCCAUCUGGAUCCUUUUUGUUUUUUAAAAAUAACAAAGUGUCAAUGCUAACAAAUGAGGUUCAUCAGUACCUUUCUAAAUCAGAAAUAUGCCUUGUAAUGCUUGUCAGAAAAAUAUUAAGCACACUUGUUUAGAAAUUUUGAUAUACCAGUUGUUUCAGAAUCAAGAUUAUAGCUUGUAGAAAACGGGGCUUACAACAUAAUGCAAAAAAAUUGAUUGACUUUAUGUUUAGGAACAAGAGAUAAGAAUAUUUACAAUUCAUGCAUUUUAAGCAAACUAGCAGAGCUUUAAGAGGCAGCCACCCCCUUUGCAGAGCUAUUUGCCAAAUAUACCAGAACACCCAAAGCUUGGAUGCAAAACUAGAGUCUGAUGAGCGAUCUUACACACCUGGAUGGUUCACACAUCUUGAACGCCUUAUACUUUGUACAGAAAAACGUAAAUGGCCCAUGGAUUAUGUAACAAAUUAUUUUUUCAGCACUGUUUCAUGUUACAUUAUUGUAAGUGGAAAUUAGUUUAUGCUUUCUUGAAAGAACAGUUGUUUCACUUUUGUAUCUUUCUCUUAACUGUUUCCCAAUCCAUAUACAUAGAUAUUACUAUGAAAAAUGCAGUUCCUCUCAGCUUAACCUUUAGUAUUUUCUGUUGCUUUUUUGCAUUUACUUAAUUUUUUAAUAUCGAAAUGGAGAUUUAAAACACUGGGCAAUGAAGCAAUGAUAUAAAAAUAUCUUUGAAGGAGUCUAUAAUUGUAAUGAUGUUAAAAUAGGGAUUUUUUUUUCUAACUCAUAUUAAUACUGCUUUAGGCUCUUGUAAGCAUCUAGUUAUUUCUCUCUUCUUUUGGGCUGAAAUUUGAGUACUUUUAUUUUCUGAAGGUUUGGAAAAAUUUUCUUCAUAACAUUUUUAUUGCUGCACUUGUGGCCAUAAUGUUUGGAGUUAUAUGCAUGUUUCAACCAAUAAAGUAA